Molecule: messenger RNA, 819 nt
Organism: Malania oleifera
Lineage: Eukaryota; Viridiplantae; Streptophyta; Magnoliopsida; Santalales; Ximeniaceae
Product: intracellular ribonuclease LX-like
Exons: 1
Coding region: 17-703 (228 amino acids)
Biological process (GO): RNA catabolic process
Cellular component (GO): extracellular region
Molecular function (GO): ribonuclease T2 activity; RNA binding
Source: RefSeq, a predicted model, not a curated record
GCAGACCCGUAGAUAGAUGUCGAUGAAGAUGCUCCCAUUACUGUGCACAGUUAUCUUCAUCCUCUCCCUUCUCUGCUCCCCUGCUUCUACACAACAGCCCACCGCCGGUAAGAAUACCGCAAAGCUCUUGAAACUUGCUAUUUACUGGCCAACCUCGCUCUGCAACGGCAAAACCAAGUGCAAGUACAACACUCCGCCUCCCGACCGAUUCACCAUCCACGGGCCGUGGCCCCUCUACAGGGACCCUCCCGGACCCGAGGACGUUGAUUGGAACACUUUUCCGGCCGCCACGGAGGCCCAGAUGAAGUUUGACUGGGCAAGCUAUGGCACCACUACAAAUCGAAAGUUUUGGGAUCACGAGUGGAGCAAACACGGCAGGGAUUCGGGGCAUCAGCCGCCGGCGUACUUCGAUCUGGGACUCACCCUCUUCCACAGAGUGGAUCUUGGAAAUCAUCUGAAGUCGGAAGGAAUGUACCCGACAGGGCAGACAGUGGAACAUAAAAAAUUCUCAGAGGCGGUCUCGAAGGCGGCGGAUGGGAAGACUGUGGUACUGCUGUGCAACAAGGACAAGGAGGGCGUGGUGCAGCUCUUCGAGAUCGAUAUCUGCCUGGACCAUUCCACGCCUGUGAAUGCCUACGUGAAUUGCGAGGGCAUGAAGUCUAGCUGCCCCGACCAGUUUCGCUUGACGAAAGCAAGUAGCUAGUAUGAUAUAAUCUGUCGGAUCUUCCGAUUCUACUGUCCAUGAUGAAUAAAUUAAUAUGAAUGCAUGCCUGCUGUACUACUAUAAGAAUGCACGAAUAGUACUCUCUACUUUUGUUA